GAACGCUCUAGCAUCCGUACAGUGACGUCAGAGGGAGUGAUGCUGGAAGAGCUGGUGGCUGGAGGAGCCGAGGGGCUCGUCCUUCUCCAAGACUCUGUCAGCUGUGAAGGCCGCACUCUGCUCAAGAGCUUCGUAGCAGCAUCCGCACGCAGAGGUGAAUCUGUCCAUGUGAUUAACUUCGAUGUUCCUGAGGAAGGAUUCAAGGCGGGAUUCACCCCGGAAGUGGCCUCUCGGCUAUUCAUCCAUGACGGCUUCCAGGACCCCCUCGGCUGGUCUGGAGCAGGAAGUGGCAUUACGGUGAGAGAUUUCUCAGCUCCGCAGCUGGUGCUGCGCUUGUCUCAGGCGGCACAAGGACCUGCGACUCUGGUGCUGGAUUCCCUCAGCUGGCUGCUUCUCCGUCUCCCAUUUCCCAGCGUCUGCCAGGUUUUGGCCCAGCUGCCCAAGAGAGCUAAUACUGUCGGUGUGAGGAUCCGCACGUUCGUGGCCCUCCUUCACGGGGACUUGCACCCACCUGAACAACUCAAAGCCCUGCACGCCUUGGCCCGGUCUGUAGUGACCCUGAAACAAGGGGACGGUGGUCCUCGAGUCGCUGUGACGUUGUAUCGGAAGAGACGGAACAAAGUUGUCCAGAAGAAAGAAUACUUCACAGUCCUCCCGGGCUUUGCCUUGAAACAUCUUGGAGAACCAUCUCCGGCUGCCGUUUCUGGAGAAGUUACUGAGAAGGACGAUGCGACUGACGUGGCUGACCCCACGGCUAACCUAACCUUCAACCUACGCCUCUCGGAGGCAGAGCGUCGGGCCAAAGAAUCGGUGCCUCUCCCAUACCAGUUCAGUGACGAGAAGAAGUCAUCUCUGCUGCAAGGGCCAACCGGCCAAGGCAAGAUCUACUACGAACCGGAUGCUGCAGAUGACAUAGACGACGAAGAUCCGGACGAUGACUUGGAUGUGUGAAACACACAGAACUGGAACUCUUAUUCGAAGGGAGACUCACCCAAGUUGGUCUCCUAGGUGGGAUUCUGCAAAAUAGCCAGAAUUGGGUCCAUUCCAGUGCCUUCUUCCAAAGUUGCCAUCUUGGUGGUCUUCCUUUGUUGGCAUCUCCCAGCAGGACAUUUGCCUUGGAUGGACCUUCUCAGAGAGAAGACAGUAGAACGAAGCCGCAAGGUCAAAUGGCAAAGAAAGACCCCAGUUGCCAUUGCUCUUUAAAGGGAAUUUGGGGUUUCCAUUCAAGAAGAAUCCGCGAUGCAUCAUUUCAUCUCGUAAAUGUUUACUUUCUAAAUAUUUGAUAGAGUAAGCUAUGGCUGGUGGGACAGAGGAGAGGAUGGAGCAUCCAGAUAUUUGGGGUUUUGUAGCAAGACGAAUAAACAAUUCGACUGUU
Messenger RNA from Anolis sagrei ordinatus, 1375 nucleotides. RefSeq names its product elongator acetyltransferase complex subunit 5 (gene ELP5). Gene Ontology annotation, biological process: tRNA wobble uridine modification. Gene Ontology annotation, cellular component: nucleus; elongator holoenzyme complex; cytosol. The record is from RefSeq and is a predicted model, not a curated record. Gene Ontology annotation, molecular function: tRNA binding. Lineage: Eukaryota; Metazoa; Chordata; Lepidosauria; Squamata; Anolidae.